UCCAUUUGAUUGAUUGAGAUCAGUCAAAGUCAUUCCCAAAUACUUUUUCAAAACCCUAACUCUAAAAUCGGAAUUAAUUUCGACCUUCAACCGCCAUGAAUCAUUACGAUGCCAGAAUUGUCGACGCCGGUUCUUACCAUCAGCGCCGGAGUGAUUUUAUGGGAUUACCGGCUACUGCGGGACCCCCUGCAAACUUUGGCCGAGGAGGAGCGGCUCCGUUCAGAGGUCCUCCGGCUGUAGUGCCGCCGCCUUUUGUAGGCGGUGCUAGAGGUGUUGGAAAUGGUUACCCACCUUUUGAACCUGGUGUGAGGGGAGGUUUUAAUGUAGGUGUAGGUGUUGGAAGAGGAGGGAGGGGAUUCGGUGCCUCGAGAGGUGGUGGUAGUGGCGGAGGGAGAAUGAGUAAUGGAGGCUUUGAUGGUGGUUUAGGGAGAGGAGGUGGACGGGGUUUUGAUUCAGGACGUGGUGGUAGGGGGAGUCGGGGAGGUGGACGUGAUGGAGGUAGAGGGUUUGGUGGUGGGGGUGGGCGAGGUGGAGGUGGAGGGAGGGGUUUUGGUGGUGGUGGGAGAGGAGGAAGAGGUGGUGGGUCAAAAGGGGAUCUGGAUAAUAUUGCUUUACCGAAACAGGAUUUUGGAAAUCUGGUGCCUUUUGAGAAGAACUUUUACGUCGAGAAUCCUUCUGUUAGGGACUUGAAUGAUCACGAGGUCGCGAUUUACCGUGACCGAAGGGAGAUUACUAUUGAAGGUCAUGAUGUUCCAAGGCCAGUCCGGAUGUUUCAUGAGGCUGGUUUUCCCGACUACUGUCUCGAGGUCAUUUCCAGACUGGGAUUUUCUGAGCCGACACCAAUUCAGGCCCAAGGAUGGCCUAUGGCUUUGAAGGGAAGAGAUUUAAUUGGGAUUGCCGAGACUGGUUCGGGGAAGACUUUGUCGUAUUUGCUUCCUGCUUUGGUUCAUGUUGCAGCCCAACCUCAAUUGGUUCAUGGGGACGGUCCCAUUGUACUAGUGCUGGCUCCCACUCGAGAAUUAGCUGUCCAGAUCCAACAAGAAGCUGGAAAAUUUGGAUCACAUUCCAGAAUAAGAAGCACUUGCAUAUAUGGUGGUGCCCCUAAGGGACCCCAGAUUCGUGAUCUUCAAAGAGGGGUUGAAAUUGUUAUCGGGACGCCUGGUCGGUUGAUAGAUAUGCUGGAAGCCCGACACACAAACUUGAGAAGAGUGACUUACCUUGUCUUAGAUGAAGCCGAUCGCAUGUUAGAUAUGGGGUUUGAGCCUCAAAUUCGAAAAAUUAUUUCCCAAAUCAGACCAGAUAGACAAACUCUAUAUUGGAGUGCCACAUGGCCUAAAGAGGUUGAGAGUUUGGCAAGGCAGUUCUUACGCAAUCCAUACAAGGUGAUCAUUGGUUCCCCUGUUCUUAAAGCAAACCAGUCAAUAAACCAGAUUAUUGAGGUUGUAACAGAUGCAGAAAAGUACAACAGGUUGAUUGGACUGCUGAAAGAAAUGAUGGAUGGAAGCCGAAUUCUUAUAUUUGUGGAAACAAAGAAAGGAUGUGAUCAAGUGACAAGACAACUUAGAAUGGAUGGAUGGCCUGCAUUAUCCAUCCAUGGUGAUAAAAGCCAAGAUGAAAGAGAUUGGGUCUUGGCAGAGUUCAAAAGUGGCAGAAGUCUUAUAAUGACUGCCACUGAUGUUGCUGCCCGUGGUCUUGAUGUGAAGGACAUAAAAUGUGUUAUCAAUUAUGAUUUCCCCACAAGUCUUGAGGAUUACGUACAUAGAAUAGGACGUACUGGACGUGCAGGAGCCAAGGGGAUUGCUGUCACUUUUUUUACCCAUUCAAAUGCAAAAUAUGCUAGAGAGCUCGUGAAGAUCCUUCAAGAAGCUGGCCAAGUUGUUCCUGCUGCAUUAACUGCUAUGACCCGGUCAAUGGGUCCUGGGGGUGGGAACUUUAGAUCAAGAGGUCGAAAUGGAUUUGGCAAUCGCGGUUUGACAGGAUCCAAUACUGUGCCUGUUGGUUCAAAAAGGCGUUGGUAAUUUCUUUUUGUGGUGUUAGCUAGCAAACCUUACAGAUUUAUGUUAUGUUACAAAAAUUCCACAACUACAGUAGUGUCUCAAUUUUAGGAUUUAGCUAAUGUUAUUGUAUUGUUAGAUCUUUUUUUUUGUGCAUCACAGAUGGAAAUUUCUUUGCCACAUGAUAAACACAAUCUUUUUAAGUUAUAAACAUUGCUUGCUUCGGUUUUUAA
Molecule: messenger RNA, 2227 nt
Organism: Erigeron canadensis
Lineage: Eukaryota; Viridiplantae; Streptophyta; Magnoliopsida; Asterales; Asteraceae
Product: DEAD-box ATP-dependent RNA helicase 20
Exons: 10
Coding region: 96-2018 (640 amino acids)
Molecular function (GO): ATP binding; RNA helicase activity; RNA binding
Source: RefSeq, a predicted model, not a curated record